AUGCAUUCCAUUCAAAUUCACAAAUUUAUUGCUCUGAUAAUAUCUUUCCUCUAUCUUAUUGGUGUUUGGCAUCGCGGAGAUAAAUCUACAGUCAAGGAGAUGCAGAGAAAGCUAUUUUUUUGCAUUCAGAACUCACUUUUUGUGUUAUCAAUUGGUUUUGGAUCAAUCGCAAACGAUAAAAAGAACAUGUCUAUAUUCUUAGCGGAAAUAUCAGUAGGAGCUGCGGUCUUGUCAGUAAAACUUUGGCUUUUAGUUUGGAAGCAGAACAAAAUUCUGGAUUUAUUACCUCAAGUUUGUGUCUUUUCGAUUCGAAAUGGUGACGACUACAAGCGCUCCAGCGACAAACUUCGAGGAUUCGUAAAAUUUGCGCUUGUUUUUAUAAGUGCUGCAGCUUUUGCUGCCUUCUUAUCAACUCUAGGCUUACCGUUAUUUGGAAGUGAGAAAACAAUAUUUAUGGAAAUUGCAUUUCCCUUGGAUUAUAGGAACAAAGAAAUUGCAUUCUGGAUCGCAAUCACUUUUAUGUUCAUUGGAACUUCCUUGUCAGUCGUUUCUUUGCUAUUUACAGUCAUGUGUUGGUAUCUACUUUUGAGUUGUUCUUUGAGAUAUGAAGUGCUGGGAAGUGAGUUGAAGAAUUUGGGACGAAUUACCAAAAACGUAAAUGAAGAAGUGCCGGCAAAGCAGAUGCACAACCGCUUUUUUGAAGAUCUCAAGGCCUCAAUUGACACUUACCCACAUUCAGGGAAAUUGACCAAUGAUGUGGAGUCCUUUUUUUCAGACCUAUUUUUUAUUCAGUUGGGAACUAGUGGCCUAUGCAUCUGUAAUUCAGUUUAUUGCCUAGCAUUUAAUAUCGGUGGCAAUUCAUUCGAACGGCUUCUUUAUUUCCUUGUCUUCUUCUACUUCAUAUCUGAUCUAUUUAUCAUAACGUACUUCGGCAAUGAGAUUAUGCUAUCGAGCAAUCGUCUCUCCUACUGCUUAUUCGAAUCGGACUGGUACAAUCAGCCGCAGUCAACGAAAAAAUGCGUUGUAAUCUUUGGUGAACAUUUGAAGCAACCGCAACAGCUCGUGAUUUGCAAAUUGUACCCGCUAACUCUGGAGACAUUUACACGGAUUUUGAAUUCAGCCUACAGCAUGUUCAAUAUUUUAAAAAGUUUUCAGUAA
Molecule: messenger RNA, 1158 nt
Organism: Bradysia coprophila
Lineage: Eukaryota; Metazoa; Arthropoda; Insecta; Diptera; Sciaridae
Product: odorant receptor 94b-like
Biological process (GO): sensory perception of smell; detection of chemical stimulus involved in sensory perception of smell
Cellular component (GO): plasma membrane
Molecular function (GO): odorant binding; olfactory receptor activity
Source: RefSeq, a predicted model, not a curated record